CUUGCUCCUGUGAGCACCACCCCCUCCCCAAGGCUCCAGCCGCCUGGCCUGGCACCGGCCCCCAGCCCUGUCUGCCCGCAGCUGCAGGUGCAGGAGGUGAUGCAGCAGGCCCUGCGCAAGGAGCGGAGGCAGGAGCAGUGCCGUGCCGAUGAGCUGCAGGAGCAGCUGCAGCAUGCCACAGAGCAGGCAAGUGCAUUGGAGCUGGCGGGUGCCGUGCUGCAACAGCAGCCAGCAGGGCGGUGAGUGCAGGCCCAGGGUCCCGGGGGUGCAGGGCCAGGCUCAUGGCUGCUGACCUUACUUUGGCCAUAGCUACGGCACCAGGAGCAGCAGAACCACAGCCUGCAGCACCACAGGAGCCAGCUGGAGACAGAGGCACAGGAGCUGCGGGAGCAGCUGCAGCAGUGCCAGGUCCAGCUGCAAGGGGCCCAGCAGUAGGUGAGUGGCCACAGGGUCAUGCCCAGCCCCUCACGCCUGCUGUGGCUGCAGCAGUGACAGGGGGCUGCUUCCAGCAGGCCACACACCACGAGGCUGCCCUGGGGUGGCUGCAGGAGGCGCUGCAGGCAGCAGAGGCCCGCACAGGGCAGAGCCAGCUGGCUGCUACAGAAACUGUGCAGGAGCUGCAGCACGCACAUGCCAGCAGCCAGCAGGAACUGGCUGCAGCCCUGGGACAGGCUGACAUCCUGCGCUCCUCGCUUGAAGCUGCCCGUGCCGACAGUCAGCGGCUGCAGCGUGAAAGUGAGCUGGUGCUGGCAGAUGUGCGGCAGUGGGCCACGGAGCAGAAGCGAGCCAACAAGAGGCUGGGGCAAAAGCUGUGGGAGCAGAGCAAGCAGCUGGUGCGGCUGACGGGAGCGGGAGCACCUGCAGGAGGUCCUGGCCCAGCUGCAGCAGCAGAACAAGCGUCUUGCAGCCGCAGCAGAGCAGCAGCGCAUUACCUGCGAGCGCCUCAGGGCACUCCAGGGCCGCAGCGUGGAUGCAGGGGCACUGUUGCACUGGCCGUGGCUGCCACUGCCCGGAGAAGACUGAGGUCCUGCCUCUGCACAACAACUGCUUCCACCUCCCAGCACUGCUGACUAUGAGCCCCGGCAGACAGUACAGCCUUGUCCCUGGCAGAAACCACACACAGCAGCUCUGGGGGGCAGGGGGCACAGGGCUGCUGGGGGGCUGCAGGGGGCCAGCACCUGCAGGGACUGUGACUACCCCAGCAGGCAGGAGCACAGCCCCUGGUGUCAUUAAAGUGGUGCAAGAACAG
This is a messenger RNA of Gavialis gangeticus (Gharial), 1249 nucleotides long. RefSeq lists its product as uncharacterized. Gene Ontology annotation, biological process: spermatogenesis. The transcript has 5 exons. Lineage: Eukaryota; Metazoa; Chordata; Crocodylia; Gavialidae. The coding region runs from base 282 to 1070 and encodes 262 amino acids. The record is from RefSeq and is a predicted model, not a curated record.